Messenger RNA from Pseudovirgaria hyperparasitica, 908 nucleotides. RefSeq names its product ADP-ribosylation factor-like protein-like protein 2. Bases 263 to 808 code for a protein of 181 amino acids. Gene Ontology annotation, molecular function: GTPase activity; GTP binding. NCBI's taxonomy places the organism in Eukaryota, Fungi, Ascomycota, Dothideomycetes, Acrospermales, Acrospermaceae. Gene Ontology annotation, cellular component: cytoplasm; microtubule cytoskeleton. The transcript is spliced from 6 exons. Gene Ontology annotation, biological process: protein folding. The record is from RefSeq and is a predicted model, not a curated record.
GCUGAGGUUUCCAUAUUCGUGACGAGUUGAAGCAUUAUAUAUAUUAUUGAUGAAAAGUACAUCGACGAUAAAAGAAAGUCUUAAAAGAAACAACACCAAUGCAAUAACCGUCUGAUAACAAGGUUCAUUUCUGAGGAUGCUGAGAGACUAGAGUCCCGUGACGUGACCUAACGAGUAGCACACAAUCAGGAAUCUGAUUGCGCACCAAGUUUUACUCUUAAAACUUCAUUCUACGAAGUCGACAUAUUGAUCAAGCAAUGCGAUGUUGUCGAUACUACGGAAAGCACGUCUGAAAGACAAAGAGAUGAGAAUAUUAAUGCUGGGCCUAGACAACGCGGGCAAAACCACGAUCGUCAAAAGAAUAAUGAACGAAGACGUCAAUACGGUCAGUCCGACGCUUGGCUUCAUCAUUAAGACAAUCGAAUACGAUGGAUACAAACUGAACAUAUGGGACGUCGGCGGCCAAAAGACCCUGCGAACAUAUUGGAAGAACUAUUUUGAAAAGACAGACACGCUCAUAUGGGUGGUGGAUGCAACGGAUCGCGAAAGAAUGGAGGAUUGCGCAACAGAACUGAAAGGCCUGCUCCAGGAAGAAAGAUUGACAGGCGCGAGUCUACUUGUCUUUAAGAACAAGAGCGACGUGCCAGGGGCCAUGACGGAGGAUGAAGUGCGAGAGAGCCUUCAACUUGACUCAAUCCAUACCCAUACCUGGAACAUCAUGGCAUGUAGCGCGAUAACGGGUCUCAAUCUCAAGGAAGGACUGGAGUGGGUGGUCAAAGAUGCGAAGGACAGACUGUUCUUAUUCUGAAAACGGUAGAUAACGCCAUAAUGUUGUCCCUUCAAGAAGGCGAUUGCAUAAUGGUUUUGUAAAUGCAUCUCACAGGUCGAAUGAUGAAUCUUUACGCCCA